This is a messenger RNA of Ananas comosus (pineapple), 1944 nucleotides long. RefSeq names its product protein NRT1/ PTR FAMILY 2.7-like. The transcript is spliced from 4 exons. Gene Ontology annotation, cellular component: plasma membrane. Bases 101 to 1810 code for a protein of 569 amino acids. The record is from RefSeq and is a predicted model, not a curated record. Gene Ontology annotation, biological process: transmembrane transport. Gene Ontology annotation, molecular function: transmembrane transporter activity. NCBI's taxonomy places the organism in Eukaryota, Viridiplantae, Streptophyta, Magnoliopsida, Poales, Bromeliaceae.
AUUAAACUAGUCCUACUUCUUUUCACUGCAGAAAGAUACUACGUACAAACUCUUCGUUCCAUAAUCAAACCAAAGUAGCAUUUACUUUUCUACUUCAGUGAUGGGAGAGAGCACGGAGCAAGCCAAAGCAUCAUCUGAGGAUCAACCACAAAUCACCAUUAAUGAAGCUCAAACAAGGCGCAAAUGUGGGGGAUGGAUCACAUUCCCUUUCCUAGCAGGUAACUUGUUGGGGUUGGGGAUUGCCAUAAACGGAGCCACGAGUAAUAUUAUUGUGUACUUGAUAAGGAAAUACAACGUGAAGAGCAUCGACGCCGCGCAAAUCUCAAACAUCGUCAACGGCUGCGUGAACGUCGCACCGGUUGUGGGCGCGACCGUCUCUGACGCUUACUUUGGGUGCUACCCGGUUGUCGCCUGCGCCUCUGCCGUCGCCUUUCUGUCCUUAGUAGUCUUCACCUUAACCGCCGCCAUCCCGUCGCUGCGGCCUUUGCCGUGUUCACUGAGCUCAAACUCAUGCGAACCGCCGUCGUCGGGCCAGUACGCGGUGCUAUACACCGCAGUGGGCCUACUUGCGAUCGGAACCGGGGGAACCCGGUUCAACAGUGCCACGAUGGGCGCGAACCAGUUUGAUAAGACCCAGGAACUGGACAUUUUCUUCAACUGGUUCUUCAUUUUGCUCUAUGGAUCAUUGAUCGUCGGCGCUACCGUUGUCGUCUACAUUCAAGACAGUGUAGGCUGGGCCUUGGGCUUUGGGCUUUGCACGGUGGCUACCGCCGUUAGUGUCGUUGCUCUCCUUCUUGGGUCGAGAUACUAUAGGAGGCCCAAGGCCCAAGGGAGCCCUUUUAUAGGCCUGGCCCAAGUUGCUGCUGCAGCAGCAAGGAAGAGGAAGAUCAAUUUGUUAGACAAAGGGAGAUUGGAUUAUUAUUAUGGGACUGCUGAUGCUGCAGAUGUAGCAAUUAGUCCUCCAACUGAGAGCUUUAGCUUUCUGAACCGUGCUGCAGUGAUACCGAACGGCGACAUUCACCGUGAUGGCUCCAUCGCUCAGCCGUGGCACCUCUGCACUGUCCAACAAGUAGAAGACUUCAAGACUCUCGUCCGAAUAUUGCCACUCUGGACCACCUCCAUCUUCGUCAGCGUCUCUAUCGGCAUCCAGGUCAGCAUGACAAUCCUCCAGGCCCUCACUGUGGACCGCUCCCUCGGUCGUCACUUCACCGUGCCUGCAGGUUCCAUUUCCGUCUCCAACCUCGCGGCUGUCGUCGUCUCCAUCAUCCUCCUCGACCGCUUCCUUUUCCCGCUCUGCAACAAACUGACACACCACACUCUGACUCCGCUUCAGCGCAUUGGGCUCGGCCAUGUAAUCAACACCAUCGGCAUGGCGGCCUCCGCAUUGAUGGAGCGGAAGCGUGCAGCCAUAGUGCACGCACACCACGCGGAGAAUCAGGCUGCAUGGAUUGCACCCAUGUCAGUGUUGUGGCUCGUGCUGCCGCUGGCGGUUGUGGGGGUGGGAGAGGCUCUGCACUUCCCAGGACAGGUAGGGCUCUACUACCAGGAGUUCCCCAAGGCGCUGAAGAGCACCGCCACGGGUAUGGCGUCGCUGAUCGUGGCGCUCGGAUUCUAUCUCAGCACUGCCGUCGUGGGGCUGGUCCGCAGGGUCACCGCGUGGCUCCCCGAUAAUCUAAAUGAUUCGAGGCUUGAGAACGUGUAUUGGAUGUUGGCGGCGGUGGGCACAGUCAACUUCGGAUACUACAUCUUGUGCGCUAAGCUCUACGAGUAUCAUAGCAUCGUCAAGGACGAGGAAGCUGUAGCAAACUAGGUUCUUGCUUCUCGAUUUUGCAAAAGCUGUUGCAUCUCAAAUUCUGCACAUGUUGUGAGGCGUAGGCCUUAACUGUGUUAUCUGCUGAAUGUAAUGUAACUUUGAUUUGGCUAAAUCAUUCCCCUUGCCUUUUA